AUGAAGUGUACUAUCUUAUCAGGCAUAGUAUUUGUUGUGGCUGCCAUACUAUAUGGUUCCAGUUAUGCCUUUGUUGCUAAGGGUUUACAGUACUUUUCUGCUGGUUUAUUCCAAACAUUUAGAAUGUACUUUGGUUUUAUUUUCACGGUUGUUUUACUUGUCAUAAGAUAUGUUACAGAUAAAGAUGGCUCCUACAAAGAUAAAAUCAAGGAACAUUUUACCAACGGUAUUAUGCCCAUCGUUUGGAUGUUAAUUGAUGGACUUUUAAACUUAGGCACUCCACACUGCUUAAUUGCUGUUGCACAAAAGUGGGUAUCUUCAGCAAAUGUUCAAAUUAUGCUUCCGAUAUCGACAGGUGCGGGUGCAGUUAUGGCUCAUUUUGUGCUUGAUGAUGAACCCUUCACAUGGUGGACACUUUGGUCGAUUUUAGCAUCAAUUGUUGGUGUAAUAUUAUGUGGUGUCCCUUCCUUCAGACAUGCAGAGUCAACAGGCGCAACAAAAGGUCAGAUGUGUCUUGGUUACUUCUUAGUUCUUAUAUCUGUUAUCAUGUUCGGCAUUGCUCCAGUAUUUUACAAAUGGAAAUGCACCGAUUCAGAUGUUACUACUGGAGUUGCAAUUCAACUUUUUGCAUCUGUUAUAUGGAAUGCUAUUUGGAUGCUUUGCUUCGAUGGUCCAAAGAAUAUUUCCCAAAUGUUAAGCGAUGCUCCUGGAAUUGCAUGGUUAUAUCCGGUUUUAGUUGGUGUUUUAGUUUCAGGUGUUGCUGUCCAAUGUCUUCUUUACUUGGUUUCGACAUUGGGAUCUUUUGGCACAAAUUUAGUCCCAUUUGGUCAAUUAAUUGUAGGUGUUAUCGUAGGAGUCACAUUUCUCCAUGAAUGGUCAGCUUAUCAGAAAUGGGAGAUCGGAAUAUGCUGCGUUGGUAUCCUAUUUAUAAUUGUUUCACUUGGAUUGGGAUUUGUUGAAUCUAAAUCUAAGGACAAGGAAGAAAAAAGUGAUGAAUAUUCAUAUAGUGAAAGGAAAGAAUAUGAGAUGCCAUUAGAUGAGGCAGUAACACCUUGA
Trichomonas vaginalis G3 is the source of this 1056-nucleotide messenger RNA. RefSeq names its product EamA-like transporter family. The record is from RefSeq and is a predicted model, not a curated record. The transcript has a single exon. Lineage: Eukaryota; Parabasalia; Trichomonadida; Trichomonadidae. Gene Ontology annotation, cellular component: membrane. Bases 1 to 1056 code for a protein of 351 amino acids.